CUGCGAGAUCAUUGGUCUGGAUUGGAGGUUCCGCUCCCCUUUCGGGAAUUCUCAAAUGCGCUGGCGCAUAGCAUCGCUCGGCACCCCUGAUCGUUGCUUGUUUCAGAUGGUCUCAUGGGUAUCAGAACAUCGCAUCGCUGUGGACGAUCAGAGCUCAGUGCGACUGCGUACACGCGAUCGCCUUUCAACAAGGCCCCGAUUUCACCCUGAUGAAAUCUUUGAUAAUUAGCCAGUGAUACCCCCCAUGAGUACGCAUGAACAACCGUUGGUAUUUUCCUGUUUUUUUCUCCUUUCGAUCUUUCCUCUUUAAACCAUCCAUUCUAUCUAAUUUGUCUGCGACGUGCCUGGUGCCCUUCUUCCGUUCUUUGGGAUAUUGAUCUUUCUCUCUCUUCCGCAUAUUACUGCUGCUGUCGCUCCCUAUCUACAAGUCGAACAAAUAACCAUCUAGUGUAAUUGUUAAAGUGUUUAUAUGACGACUACUACGCACCGUGACGCUCGCUUUCCCAACCGUUCACCCCGAUUCCCUACCGCCAACAUGAUCUCAUCAAGCUUCAUCAUCCUCGGCCUUCGAGCCGCCCAGAUGCUCUUCGCCAUCAUCGUCAUGGGACUUACAGCCUAUGUCGCCCAUUGGUAUAACGUGGACACCUUGACUUCAUCUCCCUCUCAGAUCAACUGGCUGCUAGCCGUAUCUGUCUUCACAAUCAUCUCAGUCUUGUACCUCGAACUAACACCACGAUUCGCACCUAAGCUAUCACACCAACUCGUAGCCGUAGGUCUCGAAGCCUGCAACGCGCUCUUCUACUUCGCAGGUUUCAUCGCUCUCUCUGUGUUCAUGUCGCGACUACUCUUCUGCCGAGGAUCCGUGUGCGGCGCCGCGCAGGCCAGCAUCGCCUUCGGUGCGAUGGAGUUCCUGCUAUGGACCGUAUCCGCCAUCCUUGUGGGAAAGGAGGUGUCGAAGUCGGGUUUAGGACUAUCGCUCCCCCUCCCCAAGUUCCGUCGCAACAAUGGCAGCUCAAAGGGCCCUUUAAGCGUGCCCCCGAUGAAGGAAGCCCCCCAAGCCGCUUAAGCGUGAGUCGCAUGAGCCUGGCUGCCGGCGUCGGUUGGUUGUCCCCCGGGAACACGAGGUAUACCGAUAUCCCGCUGUCACCAUACCGGCCGUCACUCGAUUAUCAAACGGUGCCGGCCCCGGCGGGGAGUUGGGAUAAAGUGUAUUUACACCUAGGCAAGAGCUAGGCUCUCAUCAUCUUCUUCGUCUUCUUCAUCAUCAAUGAACCCGUCCUCAGUCACGGGGGUUACAAAAAAUCUCGGGGGGUAAGGGAACGGUGGUAACGAGCGUGAGAACCGGAUAUCAAGGCUUAGUCUAGAUGACAAGCUGAUUCGGUACAAUUAUCUCGACGAGUUCACGGGAAUGGAGAAGGGCGCAGUUUAGGAGUUUUAUUUGGGUGUGAUACUUUCGAAACAGUAAUAGUUAUACCUUAACUGGAAGAGAGCCGAGUCCAGUAGUGCUCUCUUAUUUCACGAAGGCGGGACGAACUAGAUCCAAUAUACCACCAUUAGUUGUUUGACGUCAAUGCAUCUCUUGUGUCUUUUUUAUCGUGGAUUAGAUAAUUGUUGAAGUUUAAGACGUAAAGCGAUGUCGGCA
Molecule: messenger RNA, 1642 nt
Organism: Annulohypoxylon maeteangense
Lineage: Eukaryota; Fungi; Ascomycota; Sordariomycetes; Xylariales; Hypoxylaceae
Product: membrane-associating domain-containing protein
Exons: 3
Coding region: 470-1066 (198 amino acids)
Cellular component (GO): membrane
Source: RefSeq, a predicted model, not a curated record